This is a messenger RNA of Homalodisca vitripennis (glassy-winged sharpshooter), 1906 nucleotides long. Its product is annotated as rotatin-like. Lineage: Eukaryota; Metazoa; Arthropoda; Insecta; Hemiptera; Cicadellidae. Gene Ontology annotation, cellular component: centriole; centrosome; ciliary basal body. The transcript has 12 exons. Gene Ontology annotation, biological process: centriole replication; centriole-centriole cohesion; ciliary basal body organization. The record is from RefSeq and is a predicted model, not a curated record. The annotation marks the transcript as partial.
AUGUGGCUGUCGUUAGGAGGUGUUUCUGAAUACUUAUUUACAGCUGAGGAGCAAUUCGUGACUUCUUGGGAGGGUAUAGAUAAAGGGCAGCCACCCUGUGUGGUGUUCAGUGAGGAUGCACUUCCCUGCUGUAGGGGGGAGAGUGAGGAUUGGGAACAUCGGUGGUUAAGUGAACCUCACCUCUGUUACCUCCCCACCCUGUGUGCCAGCAGAGACAUUGUAGUACGAGCCUCAGCUCUACAGUUGCUGGCCGGACUGUCUCGCAGUGUCAGAGGAGCAGGGACUGUCCUCCAGCUGUCCCCGGGACUCUUCGAGUGUAUUCUCAGGGUAGUUGUGGAUCACAGUGAAGCCAGUCUUGUGAGAGAGCAUGCAGCGCUCCUAUUGGCCAACAUUGUCAAGAACUCUUCUUCCAAGGAGUUGGCGGCGUCUGCAAAGAAGAUAAACUUGUACCAGGAAUUCCGGGACUCUAUCACUCUGGUCUCAUUGACAAGCCCGUCCACACAUACAGAAGCCAGCUCCGGGAUGUUGUAUACUCACCCGAGAUUUAUCAGGGCUGGCUGUUGGCUGGUCAACAACCUGAUGGCCUCCGCCCCAGACAACACACUUCAGCUGGUAGUGUCGAGUGGCCUUGCCGAUGCUAUGUGUAGGAUAUUGGUGGACAUUGAGAAGCUGGAAAACUACGACCUUGUUACCAUGUUCGGGGCCGUGUGCAAGCUGUUGUCUCAUUGUGUCAGUGGCUGUGAGCCUGCUCAGCUCCAGGACAUACUUCCUUCACUCCUGUGUCUCCUGGACCCAGCGUACAUCGUGCAAGACAGUGAUCAGGCAGACAGAGGAGUGAAGAUGUUGUGGCGGCAGGUCCUGAGGUUGCUGAGUGUAGCGCUGCCUUGUGCUGAAGCCCAGCUAGUGCUGACCCAGCCUGCAGUCAAUACACUCUGCCAGUGCAUCAGCGGUGAGGGUUGUGCAACUCUCAAGACCAGUGCUCUCCAGGCUGUUCCGUCCUUGGCCAAGCACCUCACCCCAAGGGCGGAGGUAGAAGUUUGUGAAGCAUUGGUGACCCAGUGGCAGUGUCGAGGGGUGGGGGGAGGGUCUCCUGUGUUGCCUGCCCUCACCGCCCUGCUGGGUCACUCACCCCCCGCCACACAGACAGCUCUACAAUGCGGUCUCCUGGACUUUGUGGUCUCUGCACUAAGACAGGUCCACCUCUCCCUGCUGGUACAGACCUCCUGCACAGAUAAGCUCAAGAAGAACAACCCACUCGUAAAUGAGAUGUCCUCGUACUUGUACCUGCUGACCAGUUUUCUGUACGGCAGCGACAAUGUGAGACUAGCUGCAGCACAGCUAGGACUGGCCGACCUUGUACACAAGGUGUGGCUGUGGUGUCAGGUGGACCCACAGUAUCUACUGAUGGCUCUGGACUUGCUCAUCACCUUCACUGCCAACUGCCCUGAAGCCGCCCAGACGUUGGUGUUGACCAGUACACUGUCGGGGGUGGGUCAGCGCAAGGCCCCUACCUCCCACUCACUUGUCCACGCUCUUAUCUCUCUGCUCGCUCGGGAGCGCCAGCCUCCCUCGGUCCGAGCGAGGGCCCUCACUCUACUCUCGCACUGCUGCCAGGCCCAUGAGUGCCGUGCCGUCAUUGCCAAGAAUGGCCUUCUCGCGUACUGGUCGGACCUUUGGGCCGACAGGAGACAACCACAGGAGGAGACAGAGGUCUUGUGGCUGAGGUUCAUCCUGACCUUCACAUCCUCUGUGGAAGGGCAGACGUCUGUACCUAAAACAGGGGAGUUGUUCUCGCAACUGGUCCAGUGUGCGGAGAGUGGGAGACCGUCGUCUAGGCCUCUGGCACUUGCCGUCGUACGCAACCUGGCCUCCCUUCCGGCCAACAGACCCAGGUUCCUCACCACAA